AUGUUUGACUUUAGCAAAGAACAAAUUGAACGCUACAGCCGACAUAUUAUCCUCAAAGAGGUCGGUGGGAUGGGGCAGACACGGCUGCUUGAAUCAAAAGUGCUACUCAUCGGUGCGGGCGGACUCGGCUCCCCCGUCGGGGUCUACCUCGCCGCGGCAGGAGUCGGUACACUCGGCAUCAUUGACGAUGACGUGGUUGAUCUCAGUAAUUUGCAACGUCAGAUUUUGCACGGCACCAGCGACAUCGGCAUCCCGAAGACAAAAUCCGCAGAAGCCACUAUCGCAGAGAUGAACCCCGAUGUCAAGGUGGUUCCGUACAAUGAACGGAUUACCUCAGAAAAUGCCUUCCAGAUUCUGGAACAAUACGAUCUGAUUGUGGACGGGUGCGACAACAUACCGACGCGCUACCUCCUCAACGAUGCCUCCGUUCUGUUAGGCAAACCGGUUGUGCAUGGAAGUAUCUUCCAGUUUGAAGGGCGGGUGACUGUCCUGUAUCCGGGCAAAAGGUCCGUGUUACCGAUGCAUCUAUCCUGA
Geodia barretti is the source of this 534-nucleotide messenger RNA. The record is from the annotation of a GenBank genome assembly. Lineage: Eukaryota; Metazoa; Porifera; Demospongiae; Tetractinellida; Geodiidae.